Molecule: messenger RNA, 1803 nt
Organism: Cannabis sativa
Lineage: Eukaryota; Viridiplantae; Streptophyta; Magnoliopsida; Rosales; Cannabaceae
Exons: 4
Coding region: 201-1556 (451 amino acids)
Source: RefSeq, a predicted model, not a curated record
AGAAAAUUGGAGAAAUAAUGAGAGUUCUCCUAAUUUACGUCUUUUUUCUAUUAAUUGUUAAUAUCUUUUUUCUAUUACUAUACAUAUAUUUUUUUUUGGUCACAUGUCAAAAUAAUAAUUAAUGAAGGGACCAACUUGGCAGACAACAAAGUGUUGUUCACUCCUAAAUUAUAUAUUGACCUCAGCUUCUCUGUCCUGCGAUGAGAUUAUCUUCAGAGGCCUCAGCUCAGCCCAACUACCUCCUCAUCACACAAUUUUCUUUCUUCUCCAUUCUUAUUUCUCAAGAACAAAAAAUGGUGCACUACCCUUUUGGAGGAGGAAGAUCAUUAUGGGUAACAUUACUACCACUACUACUAGUAUUCACUUCAACCCUGAUACCAUGUUCAAAUUCUCUUCGAAUUUCUAAGAUGAAAUCUAUGGUUUAUAGAUCCCCAAAGUUUGAGCUGGAACCAGGAUCAGUGGUCAACAAAUACUUCUACAACGUUGACUUUCCAAGAGGUCAUAUUGGUCUCAAGAGUUUUCAUGCUGAAGUAGUUGAUGAGGCAGGAGACUCUGUCCCUCUACACGAAACCUAUAUUCACCAUUGGGCCAUUGUCAGAUAUUAUCAACCAAAAGAUGAAUAUCAGAAAAAUAAUAAUACUUCAAAUACAAAUAUUACCAUUGCUAGAAACAGUGGAAUAUGCCAGGAUGAUGUUCUUGGGCAGUACUAUGGUUUUGGCGCCGAGACACGUAAAACGUCUACGUUUGCUCCUGACCCUUAUGGCCAUGAAGUUGGUAAUCCUGCUGAAACUCCUGAUGGCCAUGAGGAGAGAUGGUUUCUCAAUGUGCACGCGAUCGAUACUCGAGGCGCUGUCGACAAAUUGGGGUGCACUGAGUGCAGGUGUGAUCUGUAUAAUGUCUCCACGGAUGAGUAUGGGCGGCCUUUGAGGUCAGAUUACAGAGGAGGCCUGUUGUGUUGUUAUGAUCAAACACGUUGUAAAGUCAGAAAAGGCUUUCAAGGGGUCAAAAGAAGUCUUUACCUCAAAUAUACUGUGGAAUGGAUUGAUUGGAAUGAAUCUAUUCUGCCUCUUAAGAUCUAUAUUUUCGAUGUUACUGAUACCUGGAAUGGUUUGAUCUCUGCUAAACAUGAUUGCCAAAACGAAUACCAGGUUGUGGAGUCAUGCAAGAGCACUGAUACGGGUAAGGACAAAUGCAUUGACAAGAAAAGCACAAGGGUCAGCAUACCAAAAGAUGGAUAUGUUGUGUAUGGUGUGGCUCACCAGCAUACUGGUGGAGCUGGUUCAACAUUAUAUGGAGAGGAUGGAAGAGUGAUAUGUUCGUCGAAUCCAAUCUAUGGAGAAGGUAAGGAAGCAGGGAACGAGGCCGGUUACCUUGUGGGAAUGUCCACUUGUUAUCCUGAACCAGGCUCAGUCAAGAUACUUGCUGGUGAGACAUUGGUUCUUGAGUCUAAAUACAGUAGUAGCCAAGAACACACUGGAGUUAUGGGGCUAUUUCACAUUUUUGUUGCAGACCAAUUGCCAAAGUCACUAAAGAUCUUUGAUCACUCUCCUCUCUGAGUGAAUCUCCUUAUUACUUUUGUAAUGUUGUCCAUCUAGAAUAAUCAUAUAUUCCAAUAAAUUCGCAAAAUAUGAUAGUUGUAAUACAUAUGCUGGAAUUCAUAAUUACUUUUAGAAUAAUUUGAGUUGUACUUCUUAUGUGUUAUUAUGCUUACAAUAUAUAUUAUAAUCAGUGUAAGAGAAUAAGUUUGUUGUGUAAUGAAAUAUACAUCUAUAACGAUAUAGGGUGUUGGGCACCGUUUUUUAA